This is a messenger RNA of Raphanus sativus (radish), 313 nucleotides long. RefSeq names its product defensin-like protein 206. Bases 66 to 299 code for a protein of 77 amino acids. The record is from RefSeq and is a predicted model, not a curated record. NCBI's taxonomy places the organism in Eukaryota, Viridiplantae, Streptophyta, Magnoliopsida, Brassicales, Brassicaceae. The transcript has 2 exons.
GUUUAUUGAGAAGAGAAACACAAAAAAACCAGAGUUAAAGAAAAAGUAACGCAAACCCAAAAGAAAUGGCAAAGAACAUCAACUCUGUCAGCUUCACCAUUCUCUUGGUCGUCCUCUUGGUAGCUUCCACUGAAAUCCUGAAGACCGAGGCUCAAACAUUUUGCUUCGAGUGCGGACCGGUGCCGUUUCUAGGUACAAAUGCUGAUUGCUUCAACUGUUGCAAAACCAAAUACGGGAGUCCUCCAGUUGUUAGUGGCGUUGUUGAGGGAAGCGAGAAACACUGUCACUGCUAUUGUUGAUCGUUGAAAUGACC